Messenger RNA from Biomphalaria glabrata, 2369 nucleotides. RefSeq names its product sodium channel and clathrin linker 1-like. The transcript has 19 exons. The record is from RefSeq and is a predicted model, not a curated record. Bases 239 to 2155 code for a protein of 638 amino acids. NCBI's taxonomy places the organism in Eukaryota, Metazoa, Mollusca, Gastropoda, Planorbidae. Gene Ontology annotation, cellular component: centrosome; centriole. Gene Ontology annotation, biological process: cilium assembly; centrosome cycle; clustering of voltage-gated sodium channels.
ACUUUUGUUACACAGGGGGUUGAAGGACUUUGCACUGGGGUUUUGUGUUUCCUCAUGUGGAUAAAUUGAAAUAGUGGUUGAAUAAAACAUUUAAAUCUAAUUGGCGAAAAGUUAAUAUAACGUCUAUUUUUAUUAGAUCUAUGGCCGGCCUAGCAACCUGGUACUAGAUCUAGAUCUAGAUUUUAGAUCUAGACUUUAGACUUAGACGCUUGAUCUAAUUUACGGGUAUAUAUUAGAAAUGCCUCGAUCUAAUCCUGUUGAUCCAUAUCUAGAUCCACGCAAAGAUCUUGAUAUAGAACUAGAGGAAGUAUCGAAAGAUCAAGCUAACAAACUGAGUGAAUAUCAUGCACAAUAUCAAACAAAUUUCACAGAUGACAAAGUUAAUGUGUUUCUACAUACAAGCCAAUUAAGGAAUGACAUUGACGGACUAAAAAAUUAUACACAAGAAUUAGUGCAAGAAAAUGAAAGACUUCACCAAGAUUUGAGUGAUUUAGUUCAGAAAAAUUUAUUAUCUGGUCACGGUGCUGGAGAUGGUGAUAGAGAUGAAGUAAAAAUAAUUCAAAAUCUACAUCAACAAAUUAAUUUGGCAUUACAGGAAAAAGAAGCAGCUCAGGAUAAAUGGAGAGAAGCAUUAGAAGAAGUUGACCGGCUUGAAGCUACAUUAGAGAUGGAAAAAGAAAAUCACCAAUGGAAAGUUGUAGAACAGCAAGCCAAUCAGAUCAAAGCACAGUAUCAAGAAUCUAUGACUAAUCUCAACAGUGAAAUGGAGUCAUUGCGUGUUGAGCUCAGAGAAAGCCAUGCUGACAACAGUGAACUAAGACAGAAAGUAUCAGAGAUGAAACUUACUCUGGGUGAACUACAACAACAACUGAUAUGCAAGGCCCAGGAAAAUGCAGAUUCCCUUUUCAAAGAGAGUAGGUCAGACAGCAAGGUGUAUGAACUGAAACAAAAUAUGGAUUACCUCAAUCAAAGGUUAUUAGAUAUGAUUCAUGAAUCUGAGGAAGUCAAAAAAGAAAAUGCUAGUUUGUCAACACGUGUUAUGGAUUUACAAUGUCAAUUAAAAGAAAGCAAAAUGCAAGAAAAUGAAGCAGUUUCACAGCUGAAAAAUUCUGUUCACAUGGCAGAGACAGCAAUCAUUGAAAAAGAUCAGUGGGGAAUUCUCCUGAAAAAAAGAGAUGAAGAUCUGGAGCAAGUUAAAGCAGUAUUAGCCAAUGUGAUCAACAAGGCUGGUGAAAGAACUAGACAAGAAGUUGAUAAUGUGAAAAAGGCAUGUAAUCAUCGCAUUACUCAAUUAACAGAAGAACUGCAUAGACUAGAAAUGGAAAGUGCAGAAAAGCAAAUACGCCUUGACAGACUUUUAAGAGACAAAAGAGCCAUUGAAGCAGAGCUACAACAGCUUUCUAAAGAUGGUGCUGCUGAGGGCUUGAAAUAUAAAGAAGAAAAUCAGCAUCUCAAUAAGCGAAUUAUAGAGGCUGAAAGAGCUAGAGAUGAAGUGACUUUGCAGCUAGAAAAGUUACAGAGUCAUUGUGACAAACUAGAUCAAGAUAACAAACAAAUGAAACAGAAUAUGCAGAUAGGGGCUAAGAAGUUUCAAGACAGACUUUCUCAGAUACAAUCUGAGUUUGAAGUGAUUAGUGAGGAUAAAAUUAACCUUAUAGAUAAACAAAAUGAAUUGAACAAGAAGGUUUCUAUAGUUGAACAAGAAAGAGAUAUAGCUAUUAACAAGUUUAACAAAGAGCUGGCACUUGUUGAACAAGAUCACCAUGUCAGAUUUAGAGAGUUAGAAAUCAAACUUCAAACAACUGAAGAUUCUAAAAGGCAAACUGUUGGGGAAUUAAGGCGAUUGCUAACGGCACAACAAAGAAUGAAUGCCAGGUGGAAAGAAGAAUGCCAAACACUAACUCACAAAUUUGAAGCUACAUUAGAGAAUCUACGCUCAGAGCUAGCAAGUGUUAAGAUCCGUAAUGAAAACUUAACAUCACUUUUAAGAGAGAGUCAAAUAAAAACUGAAGAGGCUGAGAAAGCUCUGUUCCUUUAUGCACAAAAUAUUAGAAGAAUGGAAGAUCGAGUCAAAGAAGCUGAAUUACGAGCUGGUGAUGUUAUUAAACAAUUGGCAAGCAAGAAGAAGAUAAUAGAAAGGACUCAAGAAUCAUAGUAAAUAUAGGAAAAUAUGCAGUUCAAAGAAAAUUAUCUGACAAGAGUGAAAGAGUGUGGACAUUUUGAAAAGAAAAUAUCAAGUUUUUAAUUUGAUAGAUGACAAUGAUGGUUUUAUUUAUGUCAUCAAAACUAGAUCUGUUAGUCUUGACAUAAUUAUGUAUUGCAUAUCAGUCAUGUUAAAUAGUUUUACUAUUAAAUAUUAUUUUAGUAUU